UGUGUGGGUGUGUGGGUGUGUGUGCACUUAUAAGUGAAUGUGUGUGCGCGCGCGUCUACGUAUAUUCUCGCCAAUGUUUUUUUAUUGACGUUCCGGAUAAGGGUAGAGUUCCACAGAGAAAUCGAAUGUCCGAAGAUAUUUUACACGGAAAUCGAACGCGGACUUGUGAAAUCAAUUUGUUUUCGGAAUAGCUACAAAUAUAAUAUUAUACCGUUGUAUCCGGUCCGUUAUUGUGCACGUGCUCGCGGAAUAAUAUUAUUACUACACGCGUAUCUUAUAGCAUUAUAGUCUUUAAACCCGAACUCCGGUAUAAUAUCCAGUAAUAAAUAAUAAUACAGUCCCGGUCUACCUGACAACACACGCUCUCGUCAGUGGUGUGUGUGCACAAUACAUCUUUAAGCCGAUAUAAUUGCUCUGGGCAUUUUGCCCAGAAACGCGUAUUCAAAACGGGCCCGCAGUACAGCGGCAAGCUGAUUCUGUCACGGACGGCCGUGGAUACUACGUGGCAGCGGCGCCAGGAACUGUCGCUACAUCCGGCGACGGCGACGGCUGCUGAAACGGAAGACUGGCACGGCAGGUCGAUGCAGUCCGACAAGGGUUACAGCGCUCAGGUGAUCGCUCUGAUAUGUGGUCUAAUUGUAAUUGUUCUGAUGCUAUUGACAUUGACUUCCACUGAUUGGUUGUUGUCAGCCGGUUGGCGUCAAGGUUUAUUUUCUCAUUGCAUUGCGGCCAAUGCACCUACCCCAUUACCAUUUAAUGUACCUGAUAAUGGUCCAGAUUGUUAUCCAACACGUGAAGUUGGAUACAUAAGAGUAGCUGCAGCUUUGUGUAUAGUAACAUUGGUCACAGACAUAGUGGCUACUCUUUUAACAGGGCUUGGGUUGAGAAGCAAAGAUCAACGAACCAAAUACAAGUUCUACAGAGUAGCUGUUUACGUCAUGUUACUUGCAUUAUUGUCCUUAUUGAUAGCAUUGAUUGUGUAUCCAGUAUGUUUCGCGGCUGAAUUAAAUCUAGGAAACCGAACUGUAUGGGAAUUUGGAUGGGCAUACGGCGUAGGAUGGGGCGCCGGAAUAUUUUUGUUUGGUGCUGUUGUAUUGCUGUUAUGCAACAAAGAAUCUGAAGAAAUCUACUAUAAAGAACGAAAAGUGACAUCGUCCGCCUAGUGUGCGGCGCCCCUGCCUGACGUAGUACUUUAGUGACCUUCCUCCGUUGGUCGGACGACGGGCAGGGUGAUCUUAUUAUUUUUAUGAUAAGACAGUCAUUACCAUGAUUUACUAACAAACACGUCAUACGUGUCAAAAUUCAUCUUACAUCUUUGAUUUUUGACAGUAAUUAACUAUUCUGGUGGGGGAAUAUUUGCUUUGCGCACAUUAUACUAACUAAAAUUGUAAAAGAUUCUUUCAGUAAUUAUAAUCAAAUUAGCAUUAGGUUUUUUUAUAGAUAGAAUGAUACAUUUUUUUUUCAUGUUUUAACUUUAAUAACUUGAGAUUUUUGUUGAUCAAGUGACGAAAGUUAAGAUAGAAUUUUAUAUUAACUUAAUAAUUAAUAUAUGAUUGUGGUAGUCUGUGUUCUAUUUAAAUUAUCAGCAUUAUUGUUUAUGACUUAUGAGCAUCACCAUAAAUUAAAUUUAUUUUAAAAUAUUUCUCAUUGUUUUAAAUUAACAAUGAGUUUGACAUUUUAUCAUUUAUUUAAUUUCUAUUAUUAAUUUAAGUUUAAAAAUUGUCUAAUUUAAAUUGUAUUAUAGUUAUUUUUAGUCAACAUAUUGACGACACCAUGUAAAAAUAAUACUAAUUUUGUGUAACACGAGUUCUUUUAUAAUGUUCUUUCUGAUCAAGUGUAAUAAGUAAUAACAUGUUCAUAUCUAAUAUUAACUAUUGUUAAAAUAAUUAAAUUUAGUAGAAGUAAAAAAAAAAAAAAUGUAAAUAUUAAAAUAUUUUGUAUAUCAUACUAUGUUCCGGCUUGUGUUUUAUACCACAAGCAGUAGCCAAAGAGAGUUGACCCUGCCAAAGAACAAAAAAAAAAAAAAAAUAAUGAAAGAAAAACUUCCUCUAUUAACAUUCCUAUAUGCAUAUAAUUUCUAUAUUUUGUUGAUUGUAUAUAGUAUGUUCUCACCCUAACCUUGUUAAAGAUUAUCCCGUUAUAUAUUUAUCAAUGUUUAUUUUCCCGUUGAUUUUUUUAUACAAAGCAUUUUAUUAAUAUAUUAUUGUAUUCUUGCCUUUUAUUAUAAUUUUAAUUAAAUAUAAAUUAGUGACACACAAUAGAUUUUAUAUAAACAUAUGUAUAACAAUUAUAUAAUAUUCGUGAGAAAUGAUAAUCUCCAACAUAAUAAGUUAUUAUUUAAGUUUUUUUUAUAUUUUUUAACUAUGUAUAUCAAGUACCUUUGUUAAAACUACAUAUCUUUAAAAUGAGCUAUUUUUAUAGUGCUCCUAAUUUAUUUUACCCUUAAGAUUUACAGGUCAACCGUCCAUCCUAAUAUAUCUCUCCCUUUAAAAAUGUAUUUUUAUGUUAUUUGCACAUUUUGUUACAAUUUAUUUGCUAUAGUUCUAUUAUAUAUAUUGUAUAAACAA
This is a messenger RNA of Aphis gossypii (cotton aphid), 2567 nucleotides long. RefSeq names its product transmembrane protein 47. Gene Ontology annotation, cellular component: membrane; cell-cell junction. Gene Ontology annotation, biological process: cell-cell adhesion. Bases 582 to 1163 code for a protein of 193 amino acids. The record is from RefSeq and is a predicted model, not a curated record. Lineage: Eukaryota; Metazoa; Arthropoda; Insecta; Hemiptera; Aphididae. The transcript is spliced from 5 exons.